Molecule: messenger RNA, 1095 nt
Organism: Acanthosepion pharaonis
Lineage: Eukaryota; Metazoa; Mollusca; Cephalopoda; Sepiida; Sepiidae
Source: the annotation of a GenBank genome assembly
AUGAUUAGAACUGACGGAAAUAAAGAAUGUUUUCUUCUUUUCUUCUUCUUCUUCUUCUUCUUCUUCACUUUCUUUCUUUUUCUUCUGCUUCUUUUUCUUCUUCUUUUUCUUCACUUUCCUUCUUUUUCUUCUGCUUCAUCUUCUUCCUUUUCUUCUUCUUCUUCACUUUCCUUCUUUUUCUUCUGCUUCUUUUUAUUCUUCUUCUUUUUCUUCUUUCUCUUCACUUUCCUUCUCUUUCUUCUGCUUCUUUUUCUUCUUCCUUUUCUUCACUUUCUUUCUUUUUCUUCUGCUUCUUUUUCUUCUUUUUCUUCACUUUCCUUCUCUUUCUUCUGCUUCUUUUUCUUCUUCCUUUUCUUCACUUUCUUUCUUUUUCUUCUGCUUCUUUUUCUUCUUCUUCUUCUUAACUUUCCUUCUUUUUCUUCUGCUUCUUGUUCUUCUUCUAUUUCUUCUUCUCCACUUUCCUUCUUUUUCUUCUUCUUCUUCUUCUUCUUUGCGAUUCUACCAACCAUUUAUUAUUUUUAUUUUUCUCAUAUUUUUUCUUUUUUUUUUCUUUUUAAUAUUUUCUUUUAUCUGUUUAUUUUUCUUUUUUUUCUUAUUUUUUCUUUCGUUUUUUCUUUUUCUUUUUUAAUUCGAUCUUAUUAUUUUUUUCUUUCUUAUUCUUUCGAAAUUUUUACUUUUUCCUUCUUAUAUUUUUUCGGUUUUUCUGCUUAUUUCUUUUUCUUUUUUUUCUUUUUCUUUUUCUUUUUUCUUCAUUAUUCUCUCUUCAUUUUCUCUUCUUCAUUUUCCUUCUUCAUUAUUCUUCUUCAUUUUACUUUCUUCAUUUUUCCUUCUUCCUUUUCCGUCUUGAUUAUUCCUUCUUCAUUUUUUUCUUCAAUUUUUCUGUCACAUUGUGUCCUUUUUCUUUCAUUUAUUGUUCUAUUUAUUUUUCUCUUUUUGCAUGAAAUUUACCUUGUUUUUCACUCUUUCCCUUUUUUUUUCUCUUCUUCUCCGUCCCUUAACUACAGCCCACGGGCCAUUGUAUGGCCGUACACUCCAUCCACGGCAGAAUCUAAUUCUUUGAUAUACUUCUUGUUUUCACUUCUUUUUCGAUCAUAA